UUUAUAUUUCAUUAACAACCUACUACCUAAUAUUAAAAUGAAUGUAACAUGACAAUUUUAAAUUAGUUAUUACAACAUUAAUUUGGAAAGCUAACUAGUAGAAAAGUAAAAAAUAAAGUAUUUAUAUUUGUUCUUAAAUAUAUUUUUUUUAAGUAUUUGAUAUGUAUUUUAAAUGCUUUCUGAAUGGAUGUACUUGUAUCUCGGUAUCUAUAAUUAAAUACAAUUUUAAAAGUAUCUAUUACAAGACUGUGUAUUGUUAAUACUCAAUAAAACAUUUAGUAAAUAGCCUUUUGGUAAUAAAUUUUGAUAAAGUCUAGUUUAUGACAUGUUCAAAUAGGUAAUUGGGUAAAAUGUAGAUAUAAAUAAACAUUAUUAAAAGCCAUCUCAGCAUAUUAGAUAGUUAUUGCUGUCAAUGACAGAUAUAAAGUGUAAUGAUUUUUUGUUUUAACAUAAAAUUUGCAUUUAAUUAUUUUAAAUACAAUAAAGAAUAAUGGAAUUUAAUUGUGAUACUUGCAAAAGUCAAUUUUCUACUAAGUUUACACUUACAAGGCAUUUGAAAAAUAAACAUAAUAUAAUAAAUGAAGUAAAACAAAAAUCAUCUAAAUGUAUUACUUGUUCUAAUUUAACAUUUUCUAAAAAAGUAUUAUUAAUUAAUCAUUUAAAUGAUCAUCAUGGAACAUGUAUUGAAAAAGAAAUUAUUAACUUUUCAAAUGUCUCUGAAUUUAACAACUGGUUAAAAGAGUAUGAAUCAAAAAAUAAAUGUGAAUAUGUCCUUCAGACGGGGAAAAAAAAGUCAAAAGAUGGCCAUAGAAGUUACUAUGAGUGUGGUCGAACAGGUGUUCAUAAAGAAAUUGAUAGUAUUAAAAGAUCAAUAAAAUCACAAGGUAGUAAAAAAAUUAAUACCAACUGUACAAGUCACAUAAUAUUAUUUGAGCAUUUAAAUAAAAGUAGUUGUGAUGUAAUAUUCUAUAAAUAUCACUAUGGCCACCAAGAAAGUGAACUUCAACAUAUUAGUUUACCAAUUACUAAAAAGCAUGAAAUAGCAACUAAAUUAUCGCAAGGCGUGGCGAUGGAAAGAAUAUUGGAUGAUUUCAGAGACAAUAUAGGGAGUAACUUAAAAAGAGAAGAUCUUAUUACACGAGCCGAUUUGCACAAUGUCAAACAAAAGUACAAUAUCACCAUACAGGAUGGUCAAUUACACAAAAAUGAUGCUACAAGUGUUGAUAUUUGGGUAGAACAGAUGAAACAAGAAGGAGAAAAUAAUCCAGUUAUAUAUUACAAAAAACAAGGUGAAGUAGAUGGAAACAACAUAUUGGACAUAAAAGACUUUUGCAUUAUAUUAAUGGACCUAAGCCAAAUGCAUAUGUUAAAACAAUUUGGAAAUGGAAAAAUAGUUUGUAUUGAUGGGACACAUGGCCUUAAUGCUUAUGAUUUUGAGUUAGUUACAUUAUUAGUAGUUGAUGAUUUUGGUUCUGGAUUUCCAUGUUGUUAUAUGUUCACAAAUUUAAAGGACACAACAAUUUACACAGUUAUGUUUUCAACUAUAAAAAGUAAAGUAGGUAUAAUAAGUCCAAUUACUUUUAUGACAGAUAUAGUUGAGACGUUUUAUUCGGCUUGGGAAAAUACAAUGGGCUCAGUACCUCACCGUUUAUUAUGUUCAUGGCAUGUAGAUAGAGCUUGGAGACAAAACAUUUGCAAGAUAACUGGACCUACACGCAAAGAAAAACAAGGAAUUAUAUAUAAAACUCUAAAAGUUCUUCAAUCAAUGUGUGAUGAAAAUGAAUUUAAUAAUGCUUUAAAAGAAUUUAACCUUGAGCUAAUGAAUGAUCCAGACACUAGAGACUUUGGCAUAUAUUUUGAUCGCAUGUAUGGCAAUAGAGUUGGUUUGUGGGCAUAUUGCCAUCGAAAAGGUCUAGGUAUAAAUUGUAAUAUGCAUCUAGAAUCUAUGCACAAAACAAUAAAAUAUCAUUAUUUAAAUGGUUGCAAAGUUGGGCGGUUAGAUAAAAGUAUAACAACUAUUAGAAGAUAUACCCGUGAUAAAAAAGUUGAAAGAAUUAUAAAAUUAACUAAGGGAAAAACAAGUACAAGGAUUCAGGAAAUAAAAAAAAGACACAAUAAAAGUACAUUACUUGAACUUACAAUCAAUCUGGAUAGUGAGAAUAACUGGAGUGUUGAAAGUGAAUUUACACCAAGUCAGUUUUAUAAAAUAAAAAAAAAUAAUGAUGAUGUAUGUUGUCCAAUGAUAUGUUCUAUUUGUAAGUUGUGUGUUCACACAUUUCAAUGUUCUUGUCCUGAUUACCAAAUCAAGUCUAUGAUAUGUAAGCACAUACAUUAUGUUGCUCUGAAGACAAUGUCAACAGAAAAUUCUGAAGAUAUUGCUAUUUUGUCAGCAGCAGAUACAGAAAAUAUAAAUUUUGAUGCAACUUCAAACAAAGAUGAUGAAAUACAAGUUCAUAUUAAGACACUUGAAAAAAAAAAAACAGAAAAUAUGCAAGAACAAUUUAAAGAAAAGGCCAUUAGUCUAGCCAAUAAAAUAAACAAUAUAAAAAACAGUGAACAUCUUAAACAAGCAUUAAAACAAUUAAACUCUUUAGAAGCAUUCAUUGAUGCAACAUCAAAUAAUGACGAGACACAUGAAGAUUUUAGUAAGAUAGUAAAUGAACCACCAAAUAAAAAACUUAAAACUCAAGACACAUUCUUCUCUACAAAAAAAAAAAAACAGGAAAAACCUAACGAAUUAAUAAAACCAACGAGAGUUGAAACUGAACAGCUCAAUACUAUACUACUAAAAAAAAAAAAAUAUAUUUUAAGUUGUGACGAAACUGAACAUUCUUAUUUUAAGAAGUAAAAUUAAUAGAUGUUUUUUGAUUUUUUUUUAGCACUUUAAAUAUU
Messenger RNA from Rhopalosiphum maidis (corn leaf aphid), 2892 nucleotides. RefSeq lists its product as uncharacterized. The record is from RefSeq and is a predicted model, not a curated record. The transcript has 3 exons. The coding region runs from base 491 to 2848 and encodes 785 amino acids. Gene Ontology annotation, molecular function: zinc ion binding. NCBI's taxonomy places the organism in Eukaryota, Metazoa, Arthropoda, Insecta, Hemiptera, Aphididae.